AUGCUCACAAGCGAGGCAGCGAGAAGGGUGCUAUCCACUGCAAAGUUGCGACAAGGUUCUCAGGAGACAGCCGCCAUUGUAUCCUCUCAAACAAAGCGGUAUGUCCCGCCUAUCACCUUGGGGAAUGCGGCUGUCGGAAUCGCAACAAAUAUUGAAGGUAUAUCUGCAAACAGCAAGAGCUUACCAGACGGUACCGACGUCCCGAAGGAGUCCGAAGUCUGGAAAGAAGGCCUUCAGAGCCUAUCAAAGCUUUUAAACCCACGAGCAGCAAGCCCGAACAGAAUGCCACUGCGGGAACGCCUCACUCCACCAGCUUCUACACCGCCACCUCCACCAAAGCCAAAGACUCAUUCGAUACCGGUGCUAACAGGAACAAAACCUCUCGAGCCCACCAUAGUAUCGACUAGAGACUCAAGGAGUACUCCGCAAACACUAGUCAGGGCAUUGCAUGCAUCACGUUCGCGUGCAAAAGUUGAUGAACCUGCAGUCGCUCAGCACAAAGCUUUCGACGUGAGAAAAGGCGCCCAAACAGAGAAGGUAGAGAACAAGUCAGAACGGUUGAAGCCGGCACCUGGUUCACCCCCGCAAGAAAAGAAACCAGUGGAACGCCACAGCCCUUUACUCAAGGCCCCGGCGCUCCCAAGUCUGAAUCUUCGUUCAAUUUUGUCUUCCGGCUUGACCCCCUCAUCCACUGCGGUCGGCAAGCCUGUUACGUCUCCAGAUCCUCUGCCAGAUCUGCGCUCGCUCUUACGACCUGUGACGUCCACUACUGACCCCAAGAAGCAUCCAAAUGAAGCUGACAACGGGGCGAGUUGUCAUGGUCCCGUUUCUGUGCCAGCUUCAGCAAUGUCUCUGCUCCGGUCUUCCCCGAGAGCCCGCGCACGUAAGAAUGAUGCGGAGGGAACCUCCAAACCGCUUAGCUCUCUCAGCCUGCCUCAUUCAGCAGUUUGGAAAUACCUGGAACCCGCCACGCAAUUGGGGAAAGGCAUGCCUGAAAGCGACAGCCUGAUUCAAGCAAUACAUGGGAUUGACAAGAGAAUAACCGAAGUAGAGCACAAACUCAUACCUCUGCGGACUUUCAAGUCUAUGUCAUCUGUCAAGGUGGAAUCAAGUCCUGAACGAGUCCCCGCAGCGAUUACUAUGAGCGAGGACUUGGGGACCAUGUUUGCAAUUGCGAAGCAAAUUGCGGCAGGUGCUGAUCUCCAAGAUGACUUCCGACCUAGUGUGUCUACGGAUCCUUCACAGGCGGCGUUGCGACUUAUCGUUGUUCAAAAUCAUGCCAAAGCAGCUGCCGCAUCUGCAGCUCUGCGACCCGUUUGCAGUCAUCCUGACCGAGGCCUGCAGAGCAUCAAGGAGGAUUUCGAGACCACGUUGCCAGUUGUCUCACGAAAAGUAUUCGCCGCUGUGUCUUGUGAAGUGAGGAAGAGAAAAAUUGAGGCGGAUGCCAGAAAUCGGGCACUUCGCCGGGAGUACGUAAGCUUGAGGGACUCUUGGCUUCGCAAACUGAAGUCUGCUCGAGACAAAAAGUCAAGAGAAAAGCGAGAAGCGACGAAGGAACGAGACCGAUUUCUUGUUCUUCGCACCAAGGGCCAUUCUGCACUCUUAACGUCACGUACAAGUUCAGGGCGGACGAGUACGAAAUUGUUUCCCUCGCUGAGCGCAAAUGGACACCUCAAUAGCAACACAGAGGUAGACGCAUUGCUAGCUGAGAUUGCGGCAGCAGGGGGCACUCCCGGCUCGAAGGACAUUUGGUCGAAGACUCUUGCGGAAAUUCCUGAUCAAAACUGUUCCUUUGUGCCAUGUGACAACGGCUCGGUCUUUGUUGAGGAUCCUAUUGCAGAUUUUACUGCUUCGCAGCAUGUGAACCCGUGGUACUUUAAGGAGAAGCUUGUUUUUCUUGAGAAAUUCAUAGUUUACUCAAAAAACUUUCGAAAGAUUGCAAGCUUUCUCGAACAUAAAUCGACACGAGAGUGCAGUCAGUUCUACUACAUGAACAAGCUUGAUCUCGGCCUGAAGCAGUUGGCGAAGGAAUCGUCUGGUAUGAAGAGGAAGGGCAUUUUGCGAUCCCAUAUAGUGAACCUUGCGAAGAAGAGGCUCUGCUUUGAAUCAGAUGAAGUCGUCGAAGAGCAAACCAGGGCGUUUUUGUCAGCCAACAGCCUCGUUAUUAGUUCUAGCUUUGACAGAGGCCACAGUUCUGAGUUGAUGGAUCUUGGAGGCAGUCGCGGGAACGCUCAUAUCGACAAAGCUCAGUUGCAAUCAAUGAAGAUGAUGUUUAAGAAGCGAAUCAUGGGGGAGUACGGGAAGUUGGAUGUAUCUGACAUCGAUAUUGAGAAAUUUUCAAGAGUCAUCGCCAUGUACGGAACUGACUGGAAGAAGGUGUCCGCAGAAAUGGAAAUCCAGGGCAAGUCCUCCACACACUACCGCGAAUUUUACCGAAAGAAUAGACGCAAACUUCGUCAAGGCCUUGACAACUCUUCGUAUCCAAGACUGACGGUCUUGCCUCGCUGGCGAAGUCCUUCCUUGCGGCAGUCGCCCCGAACUUCCCCUCAACCGUCACCUCGGUCUUCACCGUCCUCUUCGCACCGCAGACUUCGCCGAAAUAUGAGUGCGCGGGAAAUCGAUGAAUUAGCGCUCACCCAUGCAGUGCAUUUGCCCAAACUUACACCCUCCGCCAGCACGGCAGCGCACGGAAAAGGCAGCUCUCCUACGGCCCAGAACAGCGCCCAUCAAGUGCAGAUCUCGAAUAUGGAAUACAGGACAGCGAAGGAUGCUAAUAGGCGCAGAGACGGAGAAACCGAGUCGCGGAAGAGCAAGACAAGUACAUGGACGUCAGAAGAAGGAGAGCAAUUCAGACAGUUGUUUAAACGAUACGGCCGUGAUUGGAAAAGGAUUGCUCAUCUGAUGUCACCGAAGACGCCUACCCAAGUCAAAGGAUACUGGAAGAAGGUUGCGCAUGAAGUGGGAAACGGUCUGCCGUCCGAUUCAACAAAGACAAAGGGCGAGAAAAAGAGACCUCGUCGAUCAGCAUCCGUUGAUGAACUGCCAGGGGAGGAGACGAACGAUUUAGAAAGGUCCUCAGAAAAAAGGUCAGUGUCGGUGAAACACAUUGGUGCAUCUCAUGGUGACCGCGACCGACGUGAAACCAAGAGGCAGAGACAAAAUAGCCCUUCAGUAUUUCCGAAGGAAGUGACGCACAGCCCGUCUGAUAAGGUCUGCGAAGGAAAAUUACGUACUUCGAUGGCCAGUCCCAACUUAGCAGAACAUAGCUCCAGGGCGAAUGGAGCGAUCAACGAGUACAUAGGCAGGGAUCAUCCCAAUGGAACGGAAUCAAAUGAGGAAACAGACUCAAAGAAAAUCGAGGGACGCAAGACUUUCGAUAUGAAAUUCCCACCGUUGCGAUCUACACCGGUGCCCGUGUUUCGAUCAAUCCCUGCGGGAAAACUUGGCGUGGAGGGAUCAGGCGGAGAGAAGGGCCGCAGAGGUGAUGUCGCGGUGCUCGGAGGAGUCCGGACUGAGGGCGAAAGAGGCUCAGAAAAUGGACCUCGACAAGCGGAAUUGCGCAGGACAGCCGAGUCUUACGGAGUGCUGGCGCAUUUGGGGGCUCGCCUUGACGAUGCCUCGCAUGGACAGAAGGGGAAGAGGCAGUCAUGACCACGGUCAAGACUUUAAUAUUUAUAGCCGGUGCGGAAGGGAACUUGUACAGGAUCGCACCAGCACUGAACAGGUUGUAAAGUAUGUAUUGCUCGAGCAGCUAGCUUCGCAAUGCUUUGUACAUAUGACUACUCUUCAAACCUGCUCUCGGAAGUAGACAAACUCCUAGUGUCUAUCGGACCAUUGUUCUCUUAUGCGGACACUUUUCGACAUAUUUUUUCUUGACUUGCGCUUCCUCGACAAGAGAGAAACGGUACCCCCGCGAACGUACUUGACUUCUGCCUUGGGACCAGAAAGAACUUUGUGAGAACUUCAUGUUCUUCCUGGUCGUUUUUAGUUGUGUCUGGAAAAGACUCUUUUUUUAAACCACCUUAAAACCGCAUGUAAAUAGCUU
This is a messenger RNA of Chondrus crispus (carragheen), 4045 nucleotides long. RefSeq lists its product as hypothetical. Bases 1 to 3651 code for a protein of 1216 amino acids. The transcript is spliced from 2 exons. Gene Ontology annotation, biological process: regulation of transcription by RNA polymerase II. The record is from RefSeq and is a predicted model, not a curated record. Lineage: Eukaryota; Rhodophyta; Florideophyceae; Gigartinales; Gigartinaceae.